UGAGAUUCCACCUGUGAGGUGGCUGAGUACUCACCUGCAACAGUAUCGGUGCUCAAAUAAGUGGGAUUACAACGGUCGUCUGGGAGUUCAAAAACUUUCAGCCUUUCAAGUUGCCAUUCUGACCCUCCCCUCCAUUUUCUCAGAAAUUAGAAACGAGUAAACCUUUCUGCUUGAGUCCUUUAGAAAAUGGUGAUGGGCAAGCCAUCAUAUGAGGAAUAUCGUCUCAAAAGACUGGAAGAAAAUAAGAAACGAAUGGAAGCCCUCAAUCUCCCCCGGCUCUCUCAAGCUCUCCGGAAAACCCCCUCUAACUCUUUGAAGCCCUCUCCGAUGAAAAAGGUGAAACUUCGUACGGCUCAGAAGCAAAUGGAAAUGGUUGUAGUGAGGCGCUCAAGUCGCGUCGCCAACAAGACUGCCCCUGUUUACAGUGAUGUUGAUCCUGUUCGCGUGGCGAUACCUAGAAGAGUUUUUAAAAGCAGGGAUUUGUCCAACCGCGUAUAUGCAUCAGAUGAAGCCAGAGCAGCGGCAAUAGAAAAAGCAGAAAAGUUGGAAUCAAGUUUAGAGUCUGAUUAUCCAAUUUUUAUCAAGUCCAUGCUUCAAUCGCAUGUCACUGGCGGAUUUUGGUUGGGCCUUCCUGUGUACUUCUGCAAGGAGAACCUUCCAAAGCGUGAUGAAGUUAUCACUUUGAUAGAUGAAGAUGAUAACGAGUAUCCAACAAUAUAUUUGGCCAGAAAAACAGGACUUAGUGGUGGAUGGAAAGGAUUUGCAGUCGCUCAUAACUUGGUAGAUGGGGAUGCCUUAAUUUUCCAGUUAGUUCAGCGCACAACAUUCAAGGUGUACAUUAUAAGGGUGAAUGGUUCUGAACAAAGGAAGAAUCUGCCACUGCCAAGCUCUGAGUCUUAGGGAGUUGUAUAUUGGACUCUGUCCAACCAAUUUAGGCAACAGACUGUGUUUAAUCGGUCCAUAUUCUUGCUUGAGUUUUGUCCAGCAUUUAUCCUGUGGGUCAGAAAAGUAGCCGCCCCGUGUUCACAGUUAUUGACUUAUCUAACAUUAAUAGAGGUUCUAAUCUAUAUUUUGUUGAUUUAGAUGUGCUGUAAUAUGUUCAUGAGAGACAAAUGAUUCAUCAAGUCCCAAUCACAUCAAUUUACAAGAGCCAAUGAGCUCAACAGUCUGGAGUCUGCUGCCGCUAAUUUUAUCCCCUAGUUUCUUUCA
Molecule: messenger RNA, 1209 nt
Organism: Mangifera indica (mango)
Lineage: Eukaryota; Viridiplantae; Streptophyta; Magnoliopsida; Sapindales; Anacardiaceae
Product: B3 domain-containing protein At5g42700
Exons: 7
Coding region: 187-900 (237 amino acids)
Molecular function (GO): DNA binding
Source: RefSeq, a predicted model, not a curated record